UUCCUUGGGUCAACAAAAGUUCACAAAAUAUUCUGAUUUCUGAUAAGCCGCCAAUAUUCGACUUUCAUCUCGGGUGCCGGGCACUAAACGUAGCGUGUGUGUUUUGAAUCCGAUCAUUUGUCACCGAAUCACCCCCGGGAACGGUUGGAAAACUCACUUCGCCGGCAGUUGCCUUUUAUUUGGACUGGGAAAAUAUGGUUUUCAUCGCGAAAUUCGCAAGGAUUGGCCUGCUGGCCGCCCGCCAGCUGAGCGCCACGCCCCUAGCCGCCGUCCAGGGGCGCGCCUUCCACCUGACCAGCCUCCUCGACGCAGAACGUCGCUACACAAACAAACACGAGUGGGUGGAGCUGGUUUCCGGCAACAGCGCCAUCGUGGGCAUCUCCAGUUACGCCCAGGAGGCUCUCGGGGAUGUGGUCUUUGCCCAGUUGCCGGAACCUGGCACGGAACUCAAGCAGGAUGACGAAUGUGGGGCUCUGGAGAGCGUGAAGGCGGCCAGCGAGGUGUAUUCCCCCGUAACUGGCAAGGUGACGGAGAAGAACGCCCAGGUGGAGGACACACCGGCCCUGGUCAACAGUAGCUGCUAUGAGAAGGGCUGGCUCUUCAAGGUGGACCUCAAGAACCCCCAGGAACUCGAUGCCCUCAUGUCCGAGGAGCAGUACAAAACCUUCGUCAGCAGCAGCGGCGAUCACUAGAGCGGCUAGCCUUUAAAACCAAACGAUCUAGCAUUUGUUAUCAGCUUAAAACACUCAUACCCGAAAAUCACCAACCAUACACACACGUUGUUGUAGCUCUGAA
Molecule: messenger RNA, 795 nt
Organism: Drosophila takahashii
Lineage: Eukaryota; Metazoa; Arthropoda; Insecta; Diptera; Drosophilidae
Gene: ppl
Product: glycine cleavage system H protein, mitochondrial
Biological process (GO): protein lipoylation; glycine decarboxylation via glycine cleavage system
Cellular component (GO): glycine cleavage complex; cytoplasm; mitochondrion
Source: RefSeq, a predicted model, not a curated record